CCAUUGCAAAGGUAUGUGUUGUUUUUUCAAUUCCUUCAAAAAGUGUAAAUUGAACGCCCUACAUGCCAAUUAUCUCAUUAAAUUGGCUUAUUUACCAAAAUAAUAGCUAAACAAAAAACAAAUUCCAGAUAUAGCCACCUCUUGAAACUAUUUUCAAAACUAGUCACCUAGUGUGUUCUUGGGCGAUCACUCUAGUUUCUACGCUACUUUGAGCAAAUCAAUUCCAUAUCAAUCAUGUAUCUUUUCUUUUUCACAAAAAGGUACUCAAACUUGAUAAAAUAACUCUUCUUUAGUUUAAGACUCUGAUACCAACUGAUAUGAAGUAAUGUUUGGAUAUGAUAAACAAAUGUUGUGUGAACCACAAGGUAUCUCUACCAUACGAAGUAUAAUACCUAAAGAGCUACCAUGACAAAAGAUUUUGACCAAGCUAGCUGAUAAUAAUUUUACUGAAGACCCACUAAAGUUAUGGAGUUUAAAUGGCAUCACAGCCAAACUCGAAUUAAAAGAUCCGAACACAGUUAUCAGAGCUAGAAAUAUAACAUAUACAACUCAAAUGAUUGAGGAAUUUGACAAACAAAUUCCUGAGUUACUAGAAAAAGGAUUGAUUCGUAAAAGUUUUAGUCCUCACUCUAGUCUCAUGGUAAUCAAUCAUGCAGAGCAGAUACGAGGCAAAGCUCGUAUGGUCAUAGACUAUCGUCAACUAAAUAAAUUUACCAGAUGGAUCCUGCUGCAAAGAACCCACUUUGCUGGACAUGCAAGAAGACCGGACACACUCGGAAGAGUUGUCCUAACUGGACUACCAAAGCAAGAGAAAACAAGAAGCCACAGAAGCUCUGGCCUACAAAAGGCGAAAGAAAACAAAUUUCCUGGUCCCCAUGGGGACGAAACGAACAAAAAGGUUGGAGCAUCAACACAAUAAUGAUAUUCAUGAAGAAGUUUACAAGCAAAAUAAGUCCAUACAACAACUGUUCAAGGAGAUAUAUGAAGCAGGACAUAAAGCCGUGAGACUCCUCAGUAAAAAAAUGGGGGAAGUUCGAUCAUUAUAUCCUUUAUCAAGGAUCUAAAGGUGUCACAGAUACCUCCUAAAAAUUCAAGUAUUUUUCACAAGGAAAAAAGAGCAAUAAAUAUAGAAAGAAAAAAAAAUCAAGGCUGUUUUUGGCUUGUUUCACUUCCAACCGUUAAUACCAAAUACCUCCUAAAUAAUCUUUUUCCCUUUCCUCCAUCUUUCACAAAGGGCACAAACCAACAAUGGCUGAAGCAAUUAGAUUCCCCCGCCCCUUUUCCCUCCCUUUCCCAAAUUCUGUCAUUUCCAUCAUCGCCGCCGCGCUUGACCGCCGAUCACCAAUCACCGGGUGCCAUCGUCGGAUCCAGAACUUAGUAGAGCGCUGGACCGCGCGCAUUUUAUUGGAAAAAUGGCAAGGGCGGUAGUAAUAAUCCUCUACGCCCUCCUAAUCACCGGCGCCGUCGCUCUCCUCUUCUCUUCCAUCCCUCCGCGGCAGCCGGCAGCAGCAGGUGUCCACCGCCGGCUCGGGUACAACAAGCUGCCGUCGUCCCCAAACUUCGACCCGCCGCUCUUGGAGAAGACACACCGGCCGGACGAUGCAGUCACGUACUUCGGGGAGGAAGGGAGGUUCAACAUAACGAAGAGGCUGGUGGCGCUGUUCCCGGCGGUGGACAAGUCGCCGGCGGAUGGGAGGAUCGGCUUCUCGGAGAUGGCGGAUUGGAACGUGGCACGCGGCAGCGAUCGGUUGGCGUACAGGACGCAGAAGGAAUUGCUGUCCCGUGAUCGGGACGGCGACGGCGCCGUUAGCUUCAAGGAGUUCUUCCCCCAGUUUUCCAGCGUGGAUUUGGCAAAUAAUGAGAUGGGUCAUGGUCAAGCCGGAUGGUGGAUGGAGUUGUUCAAAAUAGCGGAUGUGAACGAGAAUGGAAUUCUUGACUUCCACGAAUUCAACAACUUCUUGCAUCCAGAAGAUAGCCAUAACACAAGAAUCAAGAUAUGGUUGCUCAAGGAAAAAAUUAAGAGGAUGGAUGAUGAUGGUGAUGAAAGGCUCGAUUUCAACGAGUUUGUGACAUACGCUUACAGCGCUUACAAGACUUACGUGGAGUUUGAGAAGAUCAGGGUUCCUACUGCAGAAGAAAAGUUUGCAGAUCUCGAUGUCGACCAUGAUAACUUCUUGACUGUGGAGGAAUUGCUGCCAAUACUUCCAUACCUGAAGCCUGGAGAGCUGACUUAUGCCAAAUCCUACGCCCAUUAUUUGAUCGAUGCGGCUGAUGAUGAUGGAGAUGAUCAUUUGACAUUGCAAGAAAUGCUUAACCAUGAAACUAUAUUUUACACCGCCAUUUAUGAUAGUGUUUAUGAGAGUGAUUAUCAUGAUGAACUCUAAAAUUAAUUCCAGUCUGUUCAAUCUCUCUCUAUUUCUUCCUUUGUAUAAAACUUUUACUUUGUAACAUAGUUUUGGGUUAGAGGGUACAUAUUGCUACUUUCACAAAUUCACUCAUUUUUUUUUUUCUUGUUAUACAAUCGAAAAUAUACAUCCAAAAUCAAAUGAAUCUAAUGAUCAAGA
Molecule: messenger RNA, 2564 nt
Organism: Linum trigynum
Lineage: Eukaryota; Viridiplantae; Streptophyta; Magnoliopsida; Malpighiales; Linaceae
Source: the annotation of a GenBank genome assembly